GGGGGCGCGGCUGGCGUUGCCGUGGUGACCAGGACGCCGCCCGCCAGGGCGGGGAGCGGCCGGCGGGGCCGAGCACCGGGCUCUGGCCGGACCCUGCCGCAGGAGGGAGCUCGGGAGAGGAGACCACGGCCGGAGGCCACCGCUGGUGCCAGCAGCCUCUUCGUCAUCCCUCUGCCCCGCGCUGGCCCGCGCUGCUCAUGUCCCUGAAAAUGUCCUCCCGGGAGCGAGCAGCAGCCUCCAGGUCGCGAGCGGAGAAGUCCCGGCCGCCGCUCGUCGCUGCUCCCCAAGCGGAGCUCGUCCCCGGGCGCCUGACUGAGGCCGAGUGGCUCUCCCUGGUCGCCGCCGAGGACCGGGAGGAGGAAGCUGGGGACGUUUUGGCGGAGUUCUUGGACCACGUGAUGGACGAGUGCUACAAAGUCUACCUGGCUCGGCAGCGCGUGCCCUUCACCGUCAGCCAGGCGAAGGACGCCCUGCUGCAGAUCGCCGAGUGGCGCUUCCUGACGCGGGACGAGGGCGAGCCGGACGCGGAGGAAGAUGCCUCCUGGCAAGAAGAUGAGGAGCCUGAGCCCCGCGUCACGGAUUCCUGGGCACAGGGCUCCGUUCCGGUCCUGCGAGAGCGUCUGUCGCCAAGCCCGGACGAGACGGAGGUACGAGCGUGCGGGUCCUGCAGCUGGGGGGCUGCAGUCAGCGCCGAAAGCAGCAAUCUCUCCCUGGCUGCACGAGUCCAGGGCCCCCCCUCCGCCACGAGCACCCCGUGCUCUGAGCCGGGCUCGGGCACCGACGACCUCCUGCCCGAAGAGGCCGAGCCCUCCCUGGAGCCCCGCAGAGUGCCAUCGCUCCCCAGCCUGCCCCUGCUGCAGCACGAGCAGGUCCCCGUGCCCCGGCGCUCGAAGAGACGCUCUCCUCCGGACGGCCACGUCCCGCCCCCUCAGCCACGCUCCCUCUGCCAGGCCAGGGCAAGGCCUCCGCAGGAGCCCCGGGAGGGGCCGCAGGACUGGCCUGGCCCCCGGAGCGUGGGGGGGCCUCUGCGGGAGGCAGGGGAGGAGCUGCUGCAGCAGCCGCUCUGCCACGCGGACGCGGGGGAAAGCUCUGUGGGGAAGGGUAGCCGCCCCAAGCCUCCGUCCUCCAGCAACCUGAUAAAGAUCCAGAGCGGGGGACCCUCAUGCAGCAAGGACGGAAAAUACGAUAAGCUUGGGACGGCCCCAGGAAUCUCCAGGCUGGAGCGAGCCCACCGGCCCAAGCACUGGGUCCGGCCCCAGGUGGAGGUGCUGGACCCGGCCGCGGAAGCCAAGAGGCCCGGAGGUCCCCAGGCUGCCUCCCGGCGCGGUCGGCAGAGCCAGAAAUUUGGCAGCUGGGGAUCGGAGCUCAGCAGCUCCAAGCUCCUCCACGAGGUGGGAGCCGCGAGAGAAGAGCACCUCUUGCCACCUCCGAGGAAGACCCUGGAGCCCAGCAGCCCGGUGCCCUGGGAGCCGGGCGCCUGGCUGGACUCCAUUCAGCCGGUCCCUGGUGUGACCGUGAGGGACGGCGGCAGCGUGAAGCGAGGGCCCUGCCUCCCCGCUGAGGAGGAGGAGGAGGAGGCGGCCGAGAGGGACCUGAGACCCAUCCGCCUCACUGUGCCGGUCCCGGCCCUUGCCGUGGAGCAGGUCACAGGCCGCCGCAGUCCCCAGAUCCAGCACGUGUCCCCCAUGUCCGCCAGGCCACGGCAUCAGUGAGCGGCGCGUGGGGCGAGCCCCGGCUCGGGGCUGCACCGGCCCCUUCCCCGUCCCCCGGCCGGGCUGCGCGGCCGUGCGCCGCUGCUCAGCGCGUCCCACGUGCUGCGUUGGUGCUGCGUGUUCCUGGGGGCCGCAGCUAAGACCUCCCCGAAGCUCCUCCUGCAUCAGUCUGCUCUUCUUCCUCUUCUCCGAGGGACGCUGGCGAGACCCCGGGCUGCUCUCCUUGCGUCUCCCGGGGCCCGGUCUUCUCCUGCACAGACCCACCCCUUGCACGAGCCCAUGGUGGGACACGCUGCUCCGAGAGAAACGCCCGGUCCUGUGCCGGCUCCUCUGCCA
Molecule: messenger RNA, 2048 nt
Organism: Dromaius novaehollandiae (emu)
Lineage: Eukaryota; Metazoa; Chordata; Aves; Casuariiformes; Dromaiidae
Gene: C4H2orf81
Product: chromosome 4 C2orf81 homolog
Exons: 5
Coding region: 198-1712 (504 amino acids)
Source: RefSeq, a predicted model, not a curated record